Molecule: messenger RNA, 2620 nt
Organism: Corticium candelabrum
Lineage: Eukaryota; Metazoa; Porifera; Homoscleromorpha; Homosclerophorida; Plakinidae
Exons: 6
Coding region: 101-2620 (839 amino acids)
Molecular function (GO): RNA binding; double-stranded RNA adenosine deaminase activity
Source: RefSeq, a predicted model, not a curated record
GUGGUCGUUAUUUGCAGUGUUAUGUGGGAAGGGUCGGUAUCACGUACAUUUUAGCAGGGUGGUGAGGUUUUUUCUUAGUUAAUUCUAAGGUCGCCUCGGAAUGGAUGAGCAAGAGGGUCGAACUCUUGUGCUUGCUGAGCUCAAAAACGCCUACCCUCGGUCAGUGCCUUUUAGACACCUGCUGCAACAGCUACGGUUUGAAUCGAAAGCAGCUCUUAACCGUCUGUUGUAUAAGAUGCUUGAACAGAAGGACAUAAGAAGAGCCCGUGUAAGCCCUCCGAUGUGGACUCUGUUCAGCACACCGGCAGAUGGUAUGGCUAAGGAGCCUUUAAGUUGUGCUACAGAAGAUCAAGAACUAGAAGGUGUCUUGUCUGGUCUUCCAGUUGUUGAACAGCAGUUGGUUUGUGAAUUAUAUGACAUGGCUCCCAAAUUGUGUCGUGCAGUUGAUCUUGUGAAAUCUUUGGGUUUGUCAAACAAAGAGGAAGCUAACAAGCAUUUGUAUGCUCUCAAGGAACGUGGCUUGGUGCAGGUAGUUAAUGAAGAACAGGGAGGGAAUCCAUUGUGGAAGUGUAAUUCUGUGAAAAUGCAAGGAAUUGGAACCAGAACUUUUACUUCUGAAGGUCAAGACAAGGAGCAGACAAAUUCUGGACGUAGCUCACAGAAUGUAGAUAGAUUGCAUAUGAAGUCAGAGGUAAGGAGGCAGAAGAAAGAUGAAUUUCAACCAUAUAACCAUCGAGGAGAUCCAUAUUUGCAUCAGAACAUACAUCAGAGUAGACGGAAAAGUAAUGGACAAGGUUUUAAACAGAUACCUGCUGGUAGACAACAGCUACAUCAACGACGACAGCAGCAGCAACAACAGCAGUAUAGCGAACGUUGUAGACAGCGAAAACAUAAAACUUUUGAUGAGCAGCAAGUCUGUUACUGGAAGGAUGAGAAGCAAAUUGAAAAUGAAGAUGGUGAAGACUUAUUUGUGAAUAGCGGAAGUGACACUAGGAAUGUGCAGUUAGAUGGAGACUCGCUGAAAAUUUCUGUGUCGUUCAAAGAAUCUGAUAGCAACAAUUAUGAGACUUCAUCCUACUUUCCAUUGAACGCAAGUUGUCAGGAAGAUGAGUCAGAACAGCAGCGUGAGAAAUUGAAAUCUAACUGUGUGGAUGUCAACAGGAAAGUAGCCAUUGCACAAUCUUUUUCUGAAACGUCGGCUGUAAGACACACUGUUGAUAGAACUGGAAGUGAUGAUGUAAGCAGUUCCUUACACAGGACCUUUAGCCCACCAUCAGAUAAAACUGUACAUACUCCACUGUCGUUAUCUUCUCACACAAUCAGUCCAAGAAGCAAUGUUGAUAGAACUGGAAGUGAUGAUGUAAGCAGUUCCUUACGCAGGACCUUUAGCCCACCAUCUGAUAAAGCUGUACAUACUCCACUGUCGUUAUCUUCUCUCACAAUCAGUCCAAGAAGCAAUGCAACCCCAUCACCCCACUUGUCUUUACAACAACCUAUCUUACCAGGAAACGAGUCUACAUUUGCAAAAUUAAGUGUUGGCUUGCCACCUCAAUCUAGUGUACAUCUAACCUCAUUUUCACCAUCAAAUUCUGCCAAUGGAUUUUCUCAUAGGGAAUCAUUACAUCCACAACGACCUUCUUUAGCUCAAAUGAAAGCUCUGGUUGGACCUGGUAAUGUACGCUCUCCUUCUUCCUUACCAGGAUUGCUGAACCGACCACCAACACAGUUUGGAGUGCCCACCCAGCCUAGCUUGAGAAUGCUGGUUACUGAUCCGAAACUAGUGGCAAAUCAAACAGCAGCUUCUUCCGCAAUGGGGCAAUUUCUACCUCUUUCAACCACUACUAUUUGUCCAAGAAGCCACUCUGUGCCAGCACUGCAUGUCCAACAGCAGCAGUUAGCUGAGAUAUGUUUGGAACAUAAAGUAGAACCACGAUAUGAUGUUGCACAGGAUAGUUUGGGAAAGUGGACAGCAGUGGUGCAGUGUGGGAAGGAGGUAUAUACAGUAUCUGGCUGUAAUUCUGAUACUGAUGCUAAGGAGAGAGUUGCCACCGUUGCAGUUUCUCAACUACAGAAAAGAACCGAAUCGCAAGCAGAUGAAGCCAUCUCACCUGAUCAGACUCAGGUGAAACCAAACCUUGUAAAUGAUGUUGACUACAAGUGGCUUUUGAAGGUACAAUGUGAAGAUCAGUACAAAGUCACACCUGAAUACAGUGUAAAGAGACUGGGAGGUCGAUAUUCUGGAGUUGUAUGUAUUGGAACAAAACAAACAUAUGCUACCUGUAAACCAUAUCCAACUAGAAAGCAGGCAGAGAUAGAGGCUGCCAAAUUGGCUCUUGCUUCAAUGCAGUCUCAAGGGGAUGAUGGGAAGCCUGAAGCUGGCAUCUCAUUCAAGAAUUCAUUGCAACAAUACUGUCAGAAACUAAACUACCCAUACCCAGUCUAUGAGACAAAGCAGAUUGAUCAACACUCAUUUGAGAGUACAGUACGAUUUUAUAAAGCAGGGCAAAGUCUACAGUCUGCACCAAGUGAAGAGCAUAGCAAAGGUGGAUUUUUGACAAAGAAGGCUGCUGAGCAAAGUGCAGCAGAAGAAGCUCUUAAACUCACAUGGAAACGCAACUGA